Schistosoma rodhaini is the source of this 1657-nucleotide messenger RNA. Lineage: Eukaryota; Metazoa; Platyhelminthes; Trematoda; Strigeidida; Schistosomatidae. The record is from the annotation of a GenBank genome assembly.
AUGUCGACCAAAAGUGAUAAAGCUGUUGAAAGACAAAUGCAAAUGUUUGAAAUCGAAAUGAUGCAACAAGUAUUUACCAGUAUGACAAGUAGCUGUCUAGCUAAAUGUAUUCCAUCUAAUUAUAAUGAUGGUGAUCUAACUAAAGGUGAAGCAGUUUGUUUGGAUAGAUGCGCCUCUAAAUUUAUGCAAGCGUACAUGCAAACUACUAAAAAGUUGUCUACAAUGGCAUCGUCAGACUCGAAAUUGCCGCAUUUACUAAGUAGUUGGACCUACUGUUCGUGGGCUAAGGGAAAGUUAUUUCGUUUCAGAAUGGGUUUUUGGCUUCAGACCCUUUUGGUUUUGUUAUGCAUAGUGAUUUUGGUUUCAUCGGUGCCUACAUCAAUACAGAAACCUGAUCUUGAAGAAACUGAUUCUCAACUGAUAGAGGAUGACGGAUCACAUCAUCGAGGGAGUCAGUUUGGUAACAGGCUUGGAUCUGGAAAAACAUUUAUUUAUUUAUUUCGUUCAUGAAGUAAGUUGGUCAUUUUCUGUCAAACAAAUAGAUUUCUUAGUUAAUUUUGUGCACCUUCUGACAAAAACAAACCAUAUACUAUUCAUUCAUUAGAGUUGGUACUUAAUGUCAUGCUGAUGUCUAGUACUUUUUAUGCAGUGGUGAUUAUAAAACGAUUUAUAAUGCUUCUGGCUUUACAGUAAUUCUGUCAAGUUGCAGAUGCGAACGAAGACUUAAUGAUUGUGUAAAAGGCUGUGUUAUUAUUAGUCUGGUACUUCCAACCGCUAAGUUUUCAUCGAUAAACGGAGUUAAAACUUUUUCUUAUAAGUAGUUAAGAUCGAACGCUUUGGAGAAUUAUGAGUAUCUUAUAGGUUUAUUUUAUUUAGAGUUGAUGUGAGCUAAUUUAUUUUCCACAUUUUGUUUUUUCGUUUUUUGCAAUUUAUUCCUUUUAAAUUUCUAUUCGAUACACUACUCACUUUUUUUCUCGGUAUAAGCUUUGUGUGAGUUUUGCUGUUUGUUUGCCUUUGAUGUUGUGAUUUCACACUACGCACACUAAUAUGUGGCUUGUUGGUUAAAACACUUGCAAAUAAUAAGCUGUCGGUUUGAAUCCUACUUCACCUGCUUCGAUAAUAUCACUAACCGGAUUCAUAACCAUCUACUUGGCUAAUGAGUUCGAUCAAAUUAUUGCAUUUCAACGCUAAUGUUAAAUUUUAUCCUGUUAAUUAACUGACAGAUGAUUCAUCCACUGGUGAAAGACGGUCACAUAGGCGUCGCAGAAAGCAUAACCGACAAUGUGAACAAACAGGCCACUGUCCUGAAGUUUAUUUUAUAGACAGAUUUCUUUAAACUAAACUUUUUCCAGCUAGAUAAUCAUCAGUUUGCCACCUUAUUCACUCAAUAAUUAUGCACUUCAUGUAUGCAGAUGACUACUGAAUAAAUUCAGUCUUUUUCCAAGAAACGCUUUGUCACUCAAAAUACGUCGAAGACUUUUUUUCUACUCUUAACCAAACAGACCUAUGCCUUCUGGAUACUAUUGUAAAGCAGUCUAAGAAUUUUCGAGUAAAGGACCAACUCUGUAAAAGUAAAGCAAAGUUCUUAUUUAUAAAAGCAUAUCUGUAGGAAACCAAUUGGAAAUUAACAAAUAGACCGACCGUUGCUGCUACCUUG